GUGAUGAAGCAGGCAGUUUUUCUGGUGAGUUCUUUGGGAUAUGCAUAAGAGGCUACUCUAGUGUGUGGUUCUUAGACAUGAUACUGGCAUGCUCAACACUUCACUGCACAACUUAUGGCAUACUUUCAACAAGUUUCGAUAUGUAAUUCUUUGCUCUGUCUUCAGAUGAACUGAUCUUUACAUGUUCCUGCUUUUCUCUUUACAGAAUUCAAACAGGAAAAUCGGCGAAAAGGCAGAACAAAAACAAAUCAGCAUUUUGCUUAUGAGCAGGAAGAAGAUGUCACAGAAAAGUAGAGCAUGCUACAUGUGCUUACAGUCUCUUUGUUUCAUCGAUAGACUUGAUUUGACUUGUAUUGUUAUGGCCAUAUGGGAUAUUAGAAUGAUAGGAGAAAGGGAUGAAAAAUGUUGCAUUUGGCGAUUAGAGUCGUAUUAUAACAUGAUGGUGUCACCGGAUAAAUCUUCGUUUUCAGGUACAUUGAUAACUCUUCUUGAGUGA
Messenger RNA from Arabidopsis thaliana (thale cress), 496 nucleotides. RefSeq lists its product as uncharacterized. The transcript is spliced from 2 exons. The record is from RefSeq and is marked reviewed. NCBI's taxonomy places the organism in Eukaryota, Viridiplantae, Streptophyta, Magnoliopsida, Brassicales, Brassicaceae. The coding region runs from base 182 to 496 and encodes 104 amino acids.